CAUACAUUUACUUUCAGCGGUAUUUCAAGCCUCAUGAAAACACUGGUUCAUUUUAUGUUAUCGUCGGCCUUCAUGAGAUUUCUGACAUGCGUUUAUUGCCACUGGCUUUAACAAGUCUACAGGUUUACUCUGUGGUAUUCGGAAGCUACGAGGAAUAUGUAAUAUUGCCAGACAAUUCAGAUUACUGCCGGAGUCACUCUGGCUUUAGAAGAUUUUCGCUUUCUAGGCAGAUGAGUUUUGUCACCGGAUUAUAUAAUUCGUCAUGGAACAAUCUGUUAUAUGCUUGUAAGAUAAAAGUGUAUCCAAAUGGAAGACUUCUACAUUAUUCUUAUCCUGAAGGACAUACAUCAUACUGGUUCCACAGACUACGGGUUUCUAUUAAUUUUACCUCUUGCAAUGAUUUUUUGACUAUUGGGUUUAUACCCGAAGAAAUCACUCAACCUACUUUACUUCCAUAUGAGUUAAAUUUAACCUGUACAUUUACAUUUCCGCAAAUCAUCGAUUCAAAGCAUCGUAUUGUGUCAUUGGUUUGGCAUACAGAGUCCGGUUCAAUUGAGGAUGUAAAAUCUAAACUAGAAGUUCAAAUGUCAGCAUAUAUGCGAUUCGAAGGAACUUUCAGUCUUACUGAUAAAAUGCGUCGAUGUGAAGUAGGCUCUGGAUUUUGGUGUGGAAAUCAAACUGCUGUUUGUGUUUACGGUCAAAUGCGCUGUGAUCAAGCAGAUGAUUGCUUUGAUGGGGGAACUGAUGAAAUUGGUUGUCCACCUGUUCGUAAUUAUACAUAUGUUCAACCGAGACGUCCUUUGAACAGUUGGUCAGUAUACUUACCGUGGACGGCAUUAGGCUUAAUCCCUUUAAUAUUAAUAUUUGCUUUGGGACUUAUCUGUGCACCUCGAAAAUCUCUAGAUGAACUUGAAGAUGAUGAUCUUAGUCAAGAAAAUGAAUGUUUAAAAACUAUUUUCUCACCAAUGACUUCUUCAUCAACAGCUUCACCUACUUUAUCUGAAUCAAGUUCACCUAGAUCUAUUCAAUCUAUUGCUGCUUGUUCUACUGGAGAUAAAGUUAUUGUUUGUGCGUCAGAAUUAACCCGGUCAUUAUCUCAUCCAAGUCUCUCUGAUAUGGUACGCACAACAUUUGUUACUAACGAAACUAACAAGCAAAAAUCUUGUCUUCUUAGCUCAAACAAUAAUAUGGAACAAGAUCCUGAUUCUUUUUGUCUUCAACAAAAAAGUAAAAAAUAUUAUCCCGAAAGUUGUGAACUUCUUUUAAACAAUGAUAAUAGUAUUAUUAAUCAUGAUAAACGAAAUUUUAUAGAAGAUGGUUCAAGUUCCAAAUUUUUUAAUGAAGUUCUUAAACCAACUAAAUCUAGAGCUGUUACUUUUCAACUACCUGGAGCAUUUGAAGAAAAAUCAAUUAUGGAUUCAGACCAUGACAACAUAGAUUCAGAUUCAAAAAUACAAACAAAUAAAAGUCAUGAAGAAUCAAUGAAUCAACGAGAAGCACAACGAAAUUCCGGUAAUAUUUCACGUCAAUCAAAAUUCGUUGAACCUGAUAAUCGAGCCAUUCCAGCAUGUUUUGAAAUGGCUGCUUUAAAAGUUAGAGUGUCACGCAAUGAAUUUGGAAAUGUCACUAAUCACAAUGUUAAUCCUGAUUUUGUUGAUCAAGAAACUUGGAACUCAAAUGCUUUUACACUUAAACAACCAUACAAAAACCAUCAUUCACACUCAAACUCUCAAUCACAAACCGAUAAUUCGAAAAAUAUUGUAAAAAAUACAAACAACAACGAUUUCAAUCAAUCUCAGUCAAGUUCAUCUGAAAGUGAUCGAGAAGAUGUUACACCUUUCAGACGAACAGAUAAUUUUAUUCUAACUAAUCAUUGGGAUAAAAAUAAUAAUCCAAAAUUAAAUGGUGUACAGAUUCAAAAUGAGAAUGAAGUUGUGGAAGAUGAUUGAAAUGAAUUGUGAAUGCUUCUCUUGUUGAAGUUUCUGAGUGUGUCGAUUAAAGUUCAUUGAAUUAUUGAUUGGUCAGUCAAUACUAAUUAACAAAAGGUAAGAAUACUUGAACUAUUCAAUUCUAUACAAAUAAAAUCAUUGACCGGACACCUUGUUAUUAAUUACUGUAACUUUAGUGAUGAAUAACGUAAUUUUGAUUUUGGGGAGAAGCAUUAUUCAAGUUUGACCAUGUCAGUACUAAGGCAUCUAUCCACCGAAGGUAAUGGAAAAUGAUCACGCAAUACCAUCACAUGCCAUAUCAGUGGUCUGAAGGUUAAUAGGUCACCAUGAGGCUUCAAGGUCUUGUGUGCGAUCUCUAAUAAAGUCAUGGACCGCAUCACUGAGAGACCCCAUACCGGGAUGAAACAGCCGUCUAGUGCAGUAGCAGUAAAAAGUAUAAGCUUUGGGUGUCGGAUAUAUUAUGAUAAUGACUAUAUGGAAAUAUGAAAUAAUAAUCAGUCAGGGCUUUAUGACACAUUGCUGAUUUUCUUCAUCACUCACCUAUUUGUAUUGAUUUUACACGCAGUAAUUUGAAAUAAUAAAAAUAACCAAAGUUACUUGUUCUGUUAGUUCAUAGUAUGAAUCUUUUCACCCAUAAAAUUAAAAAUACAAACUAAAUACUAUUUGAGAUAUUGACAUAGCAGUAAGACACAUUCUGUAUGUUCGUUUUAGAAGUGAACGGGUUUGUACGUUAGUAUUAAGUCAUCAUUUUUCCAGCUAUUUAUUUCAUAUACGAUAAAAUUUUCAUUUUAUCUAUGAGAAAGUAAGUUGUUUAACUCAAGAAUGUGGUCUUAAUGAUUUUUUUUUCUGAAAAAAAUCCUUUCUAUUUACAUCGUGAAUAUUAUUAUAAGUUAUUGAAGAGAAUGAACUAAUGAAAAUGAUAAAUUUAUUCAUUGUUAUCUAACAAAAGCAAUGUUAAACUGCAUGCAAUCCCAACUUUUCAUCUUUAAUUCUCGUAUCAGUUAAGUAUUGUGAGUAUGGAUAAUAUAGAUUAAACAUAUAUUUAUCUUGUUAUCUAAUACUUGUCUAUUACAAUGCAUUACAGUCAUUACAAUUUUCUCUAUUAUAAUAAAUAUUCAUUUUUAGAGAUUAUUUUCAAUCAGGAUAGAUUUGUACUAUAUUUAUUUAUUCAUUCUUUUUCAAAUAUUGUUUAUGUUUCACUACUUACUUACUUACGCCUGUUACACCUCGUAGAGGAGCAUAGGCCACCCACCAGCACUCGCCAUCCAACCCUAUCCUGGGCAAUCCUUUCCAGAUCUUUCCAGUUGUCAUUCAUCCUUUUCAUAUCUGCUUCUUCUUCCCAACGUAAUGUGUUUUUUGGCCUUCCUCUUUUCUGUUUCCCUUCAAGAUUCCAAGUUUAUGUUCCACAAAAGAUUGAUAAAUUAAUACUAUCUUUAUCAUGACAAUACAAAACAUUCACGUAAUUCUAUUUAAUAAACAAUAUAGAUGGUAUUAAUAGCAAUCAGAAAAAAACAGUGAAUGAGUUACAAAAGUUUUACUGAGUAUGUCUCCUCUCGUAUUUUUCUGUAUUUUAACAUCGCUCUACGUUAUAGUCCUUUCACAAAGAUAAAUAGGUAUAUUUUAUGUUCAACAUAUAUUUUUUAAGUUAAAAUUAAAAUGUAUUGCACUAUUAACACAAUUAAGCAAUCAGCUAAUCAAAAAGAUAAGUAGUAACAAGUAAACAUAAUCUGAAGGUCUCACUUAUUUUUUUUAAUUCUCACUUUAUCGAUUUA
Molecule: messenger RNA, 3721 nt
Organism: Schistosoma bovis
Lineage: Eukaryota; Metazoa; Platyhelminthes; Trematoda; Strigeidida; Schistosomatidae
Source: the annotation of a GenBank genome assembly